GGAGAAAGAGAGAGCGGGAGAGAAGGAGGGAUAUGAAAGGAGGGGAAUAGACAGCCAUUACCGAAUCACAGUCUCCAUACUGCUCCUCUGUCUACCGGGUCGGUGCAAAAAACGGACCGAGAGUCAGUGUUUCUGUGGCCGGCUGAGAGGCGUGUUUGUCGGGAUUGAGAGCCAGCGCAUCCCCGCCUCUGUCACCCUGCGUGCGGUAACGGGCGCCGCCGUUACACGGCCCUGGCGAGAUGUCUUCCUCGGACGAGGAGAGCCUGAGCGAACGUUCGUGUGUGAGCGAGCGUUCGUUCCGCAGCGAGAGGUCUGGGGGCUCUCUCUCGCCCUGCGCCCACAGCACAGCCGGGCCCAAAGGGGACACUCUGCCAUGGAACCUAUCCAAACAUGAGAGACGCAAGCGCAAGAGCCAAGACUCAGUGCUGGACCCCGCGGAGAGGGCAGUUGUGCGAGUCGCAGAUGAACGAGACAGGGUUCAGAAGAAAACUUUCACAAAAUGGGUCAACAAACAUCUCAUAAAGGUGCGGAAGCACAUCACAGACCUGUAUGAGGAUCUAAGGGAUGGGCAUAAUCUGAUUUCCCUGCUUGAGGUGCUGUCUGGCGUCACAUUGCCCAGGGAAAAGGGUCGCAUGCGAUUUCACCAACUCCAGAAUGUGCAGAUCGCCUUAGACUUCCUUAAGCAGAGACAGGUCAAAUUAGUGAAUAUACGCAAUGAUGACAUCACAGAUGGGAACCCAAAGCUGACACUGGGACUGAUCUGGACCAUCAUCCUUCACUUCCAGAUUUCUGAGAUCUAUGUGAGCGGUGAGUCAGGUGACCUUACUGCGAAAGAGAAGCUGCUGCUAUGGAGUCAACAGGCCACAGAGGGCUAUCGUGGUCUCCGUUGUACCAAUUUCUCCUCCAGCUGGAGCGAUGGACGCUUGUUCAAUGCUCUUCUGCACAGAUACAGGCCAGACCUGAUUGACAUGGAAGUGGUUGCGCAACAGAGUAACCGUGAGAACCUGGAACAGGCCUUUGAGAUUGCAGAGUCGUUAGGGGUAACACGACUUCUAGAUGCUGAAGAUGUUGAUGUGCCGUUACCAGACGAGAAAUCUGUUAUCACGUAUGUCUCCUCUAUCUACGAUGCUUUCCCCAAGAUCCCGGAGGGUGGAGAAGGCAUUGCAGCUAAUGAGGUUGACCAGCGAUGGACAGAGUACCAAUCUGGCUUCUCUUCUCUGCUGCAGUGGACCAGACAACAUACAGCCCUUAUGACCAACAGGAGCUUCCCCCACAAUCCUGUGGAACUCAAGGCACUUUACAAUGAAUAUGUCCAUUUCAAAGAAACAGAGAUCCCUGCAAAGGAGAGAGAGAAGAGCCACAUUGAGCACCUUUACAAGCUUCUGGAGGCGUGGAUAGAGUUCGGGCGCAUUAAGCUGCCUCAAGGGCUACACCCUAAUGAUCUGGAGGAGGAAUGGGGAAAACUGAUCCUGGAGAUGUUGGAGAGAGAGAAAGCACUGAGGCCGGCUGUGGAGAGGUUGGAGCUACUCCUACAGAAAGCCAAUAAAAUCCAGAACAUGGCUCUAGAUUGUGAGGAGAAACUCACAUUGGCGAAGAACACUUUACAGGCUGACAUGUCUCAUCUAGAGAGUGGGCAGCCCGUACGGUGUGAGAAUGAAUUGGGGAUGUAUCUGCAGGACUGUGAGGCUUUAGUCAGACAGCUUCACCUUGACCUGCAGGUCCUCAGAGAUGAGAAGUACUACCAGGUGGAGCAGCUGGUUUUCAGGGUGUCAUGUCUGCAGGAGGAGCUGGUCUCUUUGCGCCUGCAGUGUGCCAGUGUGUACAGGAAGGGUCAUUUCUCUACAGGGGGUCUGCUGGGAGAGCACGCGGGUCAGAAGGGUUCUUCAGGCCGUCUGGCUACACUUGGAGCACAAACGCUUCUGGGAGCAGUGGGAGCUGCGGCAUCCCUGCUCAGACGGCCGAUGUCUCGUGCAGACCUGGUAGCCAUGUCUUCCUCUGAGGAUGAAGGCAGUCUGCGCUUCAUCUACGAGCUGCUGGGGUGGGUGGAUGAGACGCAGGAACUGCUGGAGCGAGCUGAGUGGGGUUCUGAUCUACCCUCUGUAGAUCAGCACCUGCAAGACCACCACAUCAUUCACACGGCAGUGGAAGAUCUUCUGAAUAGCCUCAAAGAGGCUCGAAACUAUGAGUCAAGGGUCUCGCCUAAUUUAAGUAGCAGUUACUCUGAGACUCUAUCCAAGCUGGAGAACCAAUAUUGCAAACUGCUGGAACAUUCGUCAUGGCGACUGCGUUGCCUGGAGAGCCUUCGAGCUUUUGUGUCCCACUGCACUGAGGAGCUGAUCUGGCUUAAUGAGAGGGAGGAGGAGGAGCUGGCCUUCGACUGGAGCGACAGCAAUACCAACAUGGCUGCCAAAAGAGAGCAAUAUUCUGACAUGAGGUCAGAGCUGGAGGAAAAACAGGAAGUGAUGCACUCUCUCCAGGAGACAGCUGACCAGCUGUGUCAAGAGAACCACCCAGCCAAACAAACAGUGGAGGCUUACAGUGCUGCCCUGCAGACGCAGUGGCAGUGGAUCAAAGAGCUCUGCAUAUGUGUGGAGCAGCAUCUCAAGGACAACACUGCCUACUUCCAGUUUAUGAGUGAUGCACGGGACUGUGAAAGCUAUCUACGUCAGUUACAAGACACCAUUAAGAGACAGUACACCUGUGAUAAAAACAGCAGACUAGGCAGAUUGGAAGACAUGCUGCAGGACUCCAUGGAGGAGAAAGAACAAUUGAUUGAAUACCGCAGCACAGUGGCCAGCCUUGUAGGCCGAGCCAAAACUGUAGUCCAGCUCCGUCCACGCAGUGCAGAUAGUAACCUGGGCACCACCACUCCCAUCCGUGCCAUCUGUGACUACCGACAAAUAGAGAUCACGAUCAGCAAAGGAGAGGAGUGUGUAUUGGAGGAUAACUCUCAGAGGACUAAGUGGAAGGUCAUCAGUCCCACAGGAAAUGAGGCCAUGGUGCCAUCUGUGUGUUUCACCAUUCCUCCCCCUAAUCAGGAAGCCAUCGACACUGCCAGCAGAAUGGAGCAGAUGUACCAGAACGUCAUGUCUCUAUGGCACCAGCUGCAUGUCAACAUGAAGAGCGUGGUCUCCUGGCACUACCUGCAGAAAGACAUACGAAAUAUUUCCUCCUGGAGUCUGGACACAAUGCGCUUGCAGGCUCCAGCAGAGAGGCAACAGGCUUUAGACAACCUUGACGCCCACUUGUCCGACUUCCUUACAGACAGUCACGAGAGCUCCCUUUUCACGCCAACUGAAUGCCGUGAGCUAGAGAGAGAAACUGAGAACUGCCGUGAACGUUGCCAAACACUGCAGGUCUCUUUGGAGACAGUGGAGAGGGAUGAGUUGGCCUCUCGUGCUUACCUCUCAGAGCUGCGGAGCAUCAAGUCCCAUCUGGAGGAUGCAGAGAGCAGACUGAUGCGUGGCAUACAGACUCCACACCCCAGCACAAUAUCAGGAGACAUCACAGACAAUGCAGUUCACAUAGCAGAGCAAGAGAAACUGCAGCAGGAUCUGAAAGGACUUCAGUCAGAUUUGGGUGAGGUGUCUCGUCGCUGCGUGAGCUUCUUUGAGGAGAAGCCUUCCUCUUCUAGUGUUCCUGUCCUACGCUCUGAGCUCAACCUGGCUGUAGAGCACAUAGAGAAACUCAACUCCCUCUCCUCUGUUUAUCUGCAAAAAUUGAAGACGGUUGAUGUGUUGACGAGAAGCCUGCAGGCUGCAGAAAGUCAGGUGAGAAAGUAUGAGAGUCGACUGAGUGAAGAGGAUAUUGUGCCUGCUGAUACUGCUGCAAUCCAGGCCUUGGGAGAGCAGUUAAAGAAAUGGCAUUCAGAGCUGGAGGAGCAGGAUCACAUAUUCAAGAGUCUGAGUUUAGAGGUCCAGCAGGCUAGAGAGGUCAGGAACCACCUCAACCAACUGCACCCUGACCGCAGCCCUGAACAAGACCGCUAUCAGGAGAAAGCACAACAGCUUACAGAGAGAUGGAGUGGAGUGAGCAGGCAAAUGGAGACCCGGCAAGCAGAUCUGGAGAUGCUGGGUUCAGUGCUGCAGCAGUACAGAGAAGGCCACACCUCUCUUAUCCACUGGAUAGAGGAGACCACCAAAAAACAGGAGAACACGCAACCUGAGCAGACGGACAGCAGGGCUUUGUCAGAACAGCUCGCACAGCAGACGGCCUUGGUGGCUGAGAUAGAACAGAACCAGGUCAAACUGGAUGAAUGCCAGACGUACUCUAAACAGUACUGUGCUGCUGUUAAAGACUAUGAACUCCAACUUAUGACGUUCAGAGCUUUUGUUGAAUCAACCCAGAAGUCCCCUGUGAAGAGGAGGAGGAUGCACUCUUCAUCAGAUGUCAUCACACAGGAGUUUAUGGAUUUACGUACACGCUACACAGCUCUGGUUACCCUGACAACGCAACAUGUCAAGUAUAUUAGUGAUGCACUACGGCGACUAGAGGAGGAAGAGAAAGAGGUGGAAGAGGAGAGGCAGGCAAGAGUGGGGCAGGUCUCAGAGCUGCUCGGCUGGGUCAAGGGCCUACAGGAGCGCGCUGGCAGAUCUCCCGAGCCAUCACUUGCUGCACAGCAGGCUAUUAGUGAGCAGUUAGCAGCUAAAAAAGAAGAAGUUGCUGAAGCUAUCAGGAGCACCCAAGUUUUCCUGAUGUCAAAACAGGCCAGCAAGCUGUCUCCUGAAGAGCGCGCACAGGUGGUCUCCCAGCUGGAUGAGCUGACGGCCACCUACACUCAACUGUGUGACAGUUCUGCCGCACAGUUGCAACAACUGGAGGAGCAGCAGGCCAAAGAGGAGAAGCGCAAGGGCCAAGAAGUCAUCGCUGGAGUAAUUGACCUUGGCACCAUGGAAACCUUUCCAGUUUUCCAGGCAGCACAGUGUGGUCUCAUAGACCAAGACACCUGUCAUGUACUGUUGGAGGCACAGGUCGUCAUGGGUGGUCUAUUCCAAUAUGACUCCCCUGAUAAAUUGUCAUUAGAUAAGGGUCUUUCCAGCGGUUUGAUUGAUAAACAUACUUACCAAUCACUGGAAGAGUUAGAGACUGCCCUUGGUCUUGUCAACACAGUAAAAUUUGCAGAGGGUCAGGAAUUACCAGUCGCCACUGCUAUGAGAGAAGGUGUCAUAAAGGAGCUGGUGGGACUACGUAUACUUGAGCUGCAGAUAAGCACUGGCAGCCUGAAGUUUGGUUCCAAUGGAGAAAUGGUCAGCCUGGAUAAUACAAGAGAAAAGGGAUUGUUAUCUCCUGAUCUUUGUCAAAAGCUGCAAUCGUGUCUUCAACGGCGAGAACUAAUUGAUCCAAAUACAGCAGAAAAACUAAGUCUGGUUGACUUUCAACAGCGUUGUGUUGUCAAUCAAGAGACGGGUCUGCGCUUCUUUCCAGUUAAACAGAAGCCAGGAGGAACUGUCUGCUUAUGCUCUGGCAGAAAGGUGGGAAUAUUCUGUGCUGUUCAAGAGGGACUUAUCGACCGGCAUGUCACAGUUCGACUUCUGGAGGCUCAGUUGUUUGCUGGAGGUAUCACAGACCCCCGCUCGGGACACAGAUUGACUGUUAAUGAGGCUGUCCGGCAUGGCCUAAUGGAUCAGGACUUGGCCUGCACCCUCAUGACACGGCAGCUACAAGCAGGGGGAAUAAUAGAUCCAGUCAGUGGGGAACGUCUAGAGUUGGAUGAGGCCAUAAAAAGAGACCUUCUGUCUCCUCGCAUAGCCUUACGUGUACUGGAAUCUCUCCAGUCUUUCAUGGAAAUAAUGUGGCCAGAAUCAGGGGAGUUGCUUCCUAUAAGUGAGGCACUUCAGCAGGGUGUUGUCAAUAGAGAGCUUGCUGCAAAAGCCCUGAGAAAACGUCAUUCUGUUGGUGCAGUAUAUCUUCCUGAGAGUGGACAGGUGGUCCCUCUGAAUCAAGCUGAUAAGAUACUUAAGCCACAGGCAGUGGAGGUCCUAAAACAGAUCCAGGUUCCAGAUGUCCUUCCCAAUGUGUCACAGUCAAGUUUCUCAUAUAUGAAGCGACUGAGUUCUGGAUCUGCCUAUUCUUCAUCACCUCCUGCCUCACAUGCAGAUGUCAAUUAUGACUUUUCCAUCAUGGAGGAAGGUAGGUCAGAAGAACAGGUUCAGUGCCACCUUCUCACUCAAGUGAUGACACACAGCUACAUUGAUGCUCACUCAGGAGAACGCCUAGUGCUACUAGAACCAGAACUGGUAGAACUAAUAUGUGAAAAUGUUAAAACCACAAACCUUGUCAGACCAGUCCAACACAAAAUCUCUGAUAACAUAGCUUCACUGGACAGUAAAGCUAUUAGUGGGAUUGAAGAGGAAGAACAUGAAGAACCCAAAAUUAUACAAUAUGAAAUUGCCUGCAAGGACUCUUAUUUGGAAGAGACUAUAGAAAUGGCAGGGGAAGAUCUUGCACCUUUGAUGGUCACCAACAAAACCUUUAAAGAGCCUUUGCAUAAAGUAGAUUUACAAGAGAAAGUUCUAUCAUCAGAAAUGUAUGAACAACCCAAGAUAAACGGUAAAACUGCCUGCAAGAUCACUGAUAUAGGAGAGACAGUAGAAAGAAUAGAACAAGAUCUUGCACCAUUGACAGAAACGAACGUAACCUUUAUAGAGCUUUCAAAUGAAGAGAUUCAAGAAGAGGUUUUGUUUGACAAGAAGAACACUGACAUGAGUAAGACAAUAGAAGGAGCAGGGGAAGAUCUUGCAUGCUUGACAGGCACAGACAGAACUUUUAUAGAGCCUUCACAUGUAGAGGUUUGGCAGAAGAACGUUCUAUCAUCAAGAGAAUGCGAAGAACCGAAGAUUAAAAAAGAAGAAAUUGAGAGCAAUAAUUAUGGUGUGGGUGAGUGUAUCGAACCGGCAGAGAAAGAUUUUCCACACUUGGCAAGUAAAGACAGACCCUUUAAAGUGCCUUCACAUAAAGAGAACUGCCAAGAGAAAGUUCUGUCACCAGGAGGACAUGAAAAACCCAAGGUUUUAAAGGGUAAAAUUGCCUGGACAAACACUGAUGUAACUGAGACAGUAGAAAGAGUAGAGGAAGAUCUUGCACCCUUGGCAGGCACAGCCAGAGCUUUUAUAGUGCCUUUACAUAAAGAGUACUUACAAGAGCAAGUUCUAUCAUCAGGACAAUAUAAAGAACCCAAGAGUAAAAAAGAUGAAACUGUCAGGAAGAAGACUAGCAUUGGUGAGACACUAGAAAGACCAGAGGAGGAUGUUGUAGCUCUAACAAGCUCAGAAAUAACCAUUAUAAAGCCUACUCAUGAAGUUGUUUGGCAAGAGGGAGUUCUGUCAUCAGAAGAAUAUGAAGAACCCAUGAUUAUGAAAGGUCAAAUUGCCUGGAAGGACACUGGUAUGGGUGAGAUGAUAGAAAGAACAGAGAGGGAUCUUGCACCCUUAACAGGCACAGAAGAAACUUUUAUGGAGCCCUCACAUGUGGUUUGGCAAGAGAAAGUUCUGUCAUCAGGAGAAUGUGAUGAAUCUACAAUUUUAAAAGGUAAAAUUGCCUGGAAGUAUGCUGAUUUGAGAGAGACAAUAGAUGGAGCAGAAGGAGAUCUAGCUUCCUUGACAGGCACAGAAGGAACUUUAAUGGAGCCUUCACAUGAGGUUUGGCAAGAGAAAUUUUUGUUAGGAGAAUGUGAUGAACAUAAGAUUAAAAAAGAUGAAAUUGACAGUAAAAACACUGAAAUGGGUGAGACUAUAGAAAGAGCAGAGGAAGUGUUUCCACUCUUGACAGCCACAGUAAAAGCCUUCAUAGAGCCUUCACAAGAAGAGUACUGGCAAAAGAAUGUUCUGUCAUCAGGACAAUAUGAAGAGCCCAAGAUUAAAGUAAAUAAAACUGCCAACAUGAAGACUGAUCUGGGUGAGACUAUAGAAAUGACAGAGGAGCAUCUUGCACCCUCAACACAGAUAGACCUAAACUUAACAGUGCCUUUUCACACAAGCUCAACCCUACUGAAGACUAUGUCAGAUAAAGGGGCGCCCUCUCAGAAUCAAAUUAUAGAUUCAAUAUUAAAUGAAUCUGAAAAUAAGCAAACACUUGACCUGGAACAAGCAGAUAGCAGUGGGGUAUUUCUAGAGAUAACGGAACAAAAAAUGUUUGACAUGAGUGAAAGCAGUGCACAUACUUCACUACAAGAUACUGAAAACAUAAGACAGUAUGAUCAGCUGAAUGUCAAACCAGAUGAAGCCAUGGCUGCAAAACAGCCAGAGCAACUAAAGAAAAUGGUUGAACACAAGGAAAAUAAAAGGAUCUUUUAUCAGCCGGGUAAAGAUGAGAAACUAUACCCUUCAGAAAGGAAGACUUUGUCAGUGGAACUAAGUGAUGAUGAUGAUGUGAAGCUUGGGAGUAUGGCAAUGGAUCUGCAACAAGGGGGUCUUGUAACUGUAGGUGGCCAGAAAGUUCUCUUGGAUGAAGCUCUGGCACAGGGUUUGCUUCCAGGGCACACUGCUAUUAAGCUAAUGGAAAAAGCUGGAUUUUUUGGUGGUUUUCUGGAUAUUAAAACCUGUAAGUCACUUAGUGUUGGGGAUGUGAUGCAAGAAGGCCUGUUGGAUGAGGACUUGAUGGCCUGUGUUCUUCAUUCAGAAAAGAUAUUAGCCGGUGUGAUUGAUGUGGAUCAUGGUCGGCUCUGCUCAGUAAAGGAAGCUGCUGAGGCAGGCCUGUUGGACUCUGAUACAGCUGCUCGACUUCUUGAAGCCCAGGUUGUGUCAGGGGGAAUAGUUGACCUACAAAGAGACAAGAAGGUAUCAGUUACCCUUGCAGCCAACCUUGGGUUGAUUGAAGAAGGUAUGAAAGAGAAGCUUCUUUCACUGGAAAAGUCAUGCAGAAGAAAAUGUUCAGAUCAAAAUGCAGUGCAAAACAAGUUGGCACUACAGUUACAAAUGAAAGGAGUGGUGGACCCAAAAACCAAAAAGCCUGUCCCACUGGAACAAGCCCUUCAAACUGGUUUAAUUGGACAGGAUGAGGCUCAGAUGAUUCUAUGCCAGCAGGUUGCAGAAGGUGGCAUUGUGCAUCACGGCUCUGGUGUUCGCCUUGCUGUUGUGGAUGCACUACACCUGGGUCUCAUAGAUCACACAGUCGCUCCAAAGUUGAUGGAACUGGAAAAGGCUUUCAAAGGCCAAGAGCCAUGUAGAUUGGAUCAAGAUGCUUCAUUUCUUCAGGCCUCUACAGGUUCUAUUUAUGAUGAUGUAUCAAAAAGCAGGAUUACUUUGAGCGAGGCUGUUUCUAAAGGCCUUCUAGAUGAUGAAACGGCAAAUAAAGCUAUGGCCUCUCCCAAUGUGAAUAGCGGAUUGUUGGACCCUCAUAAAGCUUGUGUCGUGUCCUACUCUGAGCUGAUAAACCAGGGUAAAAUUGACAUUGAGACGGGACAGAGAUUCCUUGAAGUGAGACCUUUCAGGGGUGUUCCACAUAAACAAACUGAUGAAAUGAUGACCUUACCACAGGCAAUUAAGGCAUGCCAAGUAGAUCCCAUACCAGCAGUGAGAGUAUUGCAGAGUCAAGCAGAUACAGGGGGUAUCAUUAACAUUUAUAGUGGAGAGCGUUUGCUUCUUCCAGAGGCUAUAAAUAAAGGCUUAAUUGAUAAAGACAUGGCUAAAUGUAUUGCUACAAAUCAACUCUUGAAAGGGGGGUUGCUCAGUCCAUCCAGUGGACAGAGGGUCUCCAGCAUUACUGAGGCAGUUGAAUAUGGGCUUAUUUCUACAGAAAUGGCUGCAGAACUUCAACACAGCACGAGCCUUGUAGAUGAAGAUGAGUGGAAAAGUUCCAAAAUUCCAGCUUCCUCAACGAAAGGACCAUCUACUUCUUUUUUUCCUGAGAUGAUAUCAGAGCGGGUCAGUCCUAAUAAAAUGUCACUUGAGAAAAGUCUAUUGAGUAUACCAUCACCACCAUCAUCAUAUCUUACAGAGGCUGAAAUAAAAGAUGCAGAUCUUCUGAAAGAAAAGGAGCUUGAAUCUUUUGAUGUUUGUUCUGAUUUAGAUAGCAAGGAACAAAUGGUUGAUCCAGUGAUACAGGACAGUAAUGAUAUAUCAUUGGAGGUUCUGACAGAAUUUACCUUGAAAGCAGAAAAAAGACUUCAGCAGGCCAUUAAAGAGAUAAAGCCCACAGAAAGCGAAUAUAUAAAAUCACAGCCAAUCCAAAGCCCUGAGAAACCUGAAGAGAUUACUGACAUUAGAUUGCAAAAGGUGGAAGUUAAGAACUCAACAGCUUUACUUGACGACACCACAGAGUUGGAAAUCCAGAGGCAGACCGUAAAUAAAUCUGCAGUUUUUAAUGCCAUAUUGUUAGAAAGCAGUGAUAACAGCAAUGAACAAGUCUCAUCAACAGAGCAAACAAAAGGAGAGAGAGAGAUCCAAAGGCAGACAGUAAGUGAAUCUGCAAUCUCUAAAGUCAGUUUAUCAGACACUGAUGAUGGCUUGCAAAACAAGGAACAAACCCCAUCUAUAGAGCAAAUAGAAGGGCAUAGUUUCAAACUAGAAGCAGAUCAGUCAGUGUCAGAGAAAAUCAAGGACAGCCAGGAGACCGGAUUUGAUCCUUAUGCUUCUACACCCAGGCCAGUUAAGGCAUCAGGAAAAAAGAAAGGCAGAGGCAAAAAUGUUAAGCAAGCUAAAAUGGAAAGUGAUGUAAAGCCACAAGUUUCAGACACCUUAGCCAGGAUUUCACCUAUAGAAAAAGCAGUUGAUGAUGGACAAGGUGGCUUUACCACUAGUCAAAAGCCUAUUAUGAAAGACGACGAAGAGAAGGUGAUUGAAGUACAGCUAUCAGAGACAUCCCAUGCAAGUGGUAUCCUUACAUCUGUGACAGGGAGUGAUGAGACUGCGCAAGGCAAAUAUUUGGAAAUAGGUGUGGAUAGAACUCCUAAUGAAACUAAAACCUCCAAACGUGAGUCUGAUCAUGAAAGCAAUGCAAGACAGAAAGAGAAGACUCUAACACAGCACAGUGUCACAACUUCCAUGGCAAAAACUGACCAGGGUCAGGAGGCUAUUGAGGUCUCUAAGGACCUCGCCACUGAUAUAUCAGAAAAGAAGAGAAAGAAGAAAAGCAAAAGUAAAAAAGUUAAGCAAGUGUGUAUUGUUGAAGCAGAAGGAGUACAGAAAAAAGAUGAUGAGACUGAAAAAGAGCAUAAGACUGUGAUCCAUGAGGUUGAACCUCAAAGCAGUCAAUCAGAUGAGAAAGACAGUAUGAAGCAACUUGAGAAAGCCAAUCAGGCAAUGGCACAGAAGGAAAUACUUUUGAUGAAAGCGAAGGAAAGCAUUCAACAGGAAGAAGAUCGGCAUGACAAACAUACAAACACUGGAUUAAGUGGAGAUUAUAUGGAUUGGAAUAUUCCAUCUAUGAAAACCUCUGAUGACAUUGUGGACAUAAACCAGAAAGAACUGGUUCUAAUCCAGAAUUUAGAAGGGGAAACCAAAGAAAGAACAGCAGAAGAACAAAGCAUUGAGCCAUUAUAUACAGACGAAAUGUUGAUAGACCCUAUGAGUGAAUUGACCUUGCCAUCAAGCACUGCAGUGACUGACAGCCAUGAAAUUGCUAAAUCAGUACCCCUCAAAUGUGUCUUAGACAUCCCGGCAGUGAAGGACCCCAAAGCACUUCCAUCAAGUGAGUUGUGUACUCCUUUACAAAAAACCCAAACAGCAGUGAAAAAGGUAACCAGUGAAGUUCAUCAAGAAAGAAUCGAGGAGCCCCCUUUCAGUGAUUAUGAAGGCACAGAUGAACCUUCUAUCCAACAAUGUAAAGUUUCUGGUCUACCCCAUGUGGAGGUGAUCCCAGAGUCUUAUACCAAACAGAAAAAAGAGGUGGAAGAAUAUGCAGAGGCUUUAGUGGAACCGCAGCCUGGAGAAGUUCAAAUGAAUAUUGAACAAAUAAGAAAAGACACCACAAAAGCUAGCAAGUCCUCACUGGCUCGCCAAGAGUGCUUAGAACAUGAUCAACAGAUUGUGGCCUUGCUUUCUAUGGUGAGACACGUUGAGGUCCGCCUAAAGCAGCAGCAGCAACAGUCUGUUGGUCGAGGUCUCGCCACAAUCGAUGACAUUAUCAAACAGACAGAGAUGCUUUUUCUGGAAAUUAGUGACCUGGAACCAGAAGUGCACAAGGAGACUGAAGCAGCUACACAGCUGCUGGAGUCUUCUCCUCAGGAUGUUCCGCCUCAGCUGCUUACAGCCCUAGAAAAAGAUGGGCGAAGCUUAGCUCGGGCUCACAGUGCAGCUAGGGACCUUGCCCAGAAUACUUUGCAGGGGUUACGAGCACAACGUGAUGCACAAAACGAAGCUGUAAGCAGUCAGCUGAAAUCUUUACAAGAGCAAGUUGAUAAACUUCUUAUCUGGCUUAAGGAGACUGAGACACAAAUGCAGGAAGAAACAGGGGUACAUGGACAGACGGUGGCCGAGAUCACUCGAAAGCAACAGUUGUGCAAAAAGUUACAGAACUCUCUUGCAGCCCGCUCCAAUGAAGUCAGCAAUGUGGCAUUCAGUAUUCAGGUGUUUAUCUCUGAGCAUGCUCAGGACCUGUUGCCUGAUCAGAGCAGGCAUCUCCUUGGACAACUGGAGCAGCUACAGAGGGUCUUUCACCAAGCUGUUGGUCUCAAUCAUGCCAGGGCAGAGGCACUAUCAGCCCAGCAGGCGAGAGAGAACGAACAAAUGAGGAAAGAACAGAAAGAAAAGGAAGAGAAAAUGGAAAAAGAGAGACAAACUGCAAGGGAUAGAGAGGUUGUGCAGAAGCAGAAGGCAGAAUGCUGUCAAAAACUGGAGAAUCUCACAAUGUGGUUGGCUGGUGCUGCCAGCCUCUUGGCCAAUCAGAGAGUUGGAACUGAGUCAGAUGAUGUGAACCAGUUACAGCAGAAGCAAAGAGACCUUAAGGAGGUGGAGAAGGACCUUCAGACCAAAAGUGAGUUGUUGUAUGAGACUAUCCACUCAGUGGAGGAGUUCCUGUCUGAGCGGGGUGACAGUUUGAGUCCUGAAGAGAGGGCCAAACUACAGGGGACUCUUUCACAAAUGAAAGAGCAGCACAGCUCACUUACAAACUCAGUCCGCUCUUCACUAGCGAAAGUAGACACUGCUAUUGUCACAACACUGCAACAGAACACACAGAGAGCUAAAGCAGAGGAGCAGAUGCAGGAGACACAGGAAAAAAUAGACACACUUCUCAGAGAAUUGUCAUCACUAGAUGACUCAAAGAGGAGGUCACUUGGCAACACUGUCACUGACACCCCAUCAUCUGUACCUCCGGAGAAUGCUCUAAAUUCUCACAGUAGCAUGCUUCAGACUGAGCUGCAGCAGUUACAAGCUCAACAGGCUCACCUUCAGCAGGUGGCCCAGUCUGUCCGCUCUCUCCUGGAACAGCCCGACUCCAGUGUGCCACCAGAGGAGAAACAACGCUUACAAGCAAAACUAGAACAACUACAGAAUCAGCAUCAGGAGCACCUUCAGAACUGUCAGGACAGGCUGAGGCGGGCAGAAGCCCUCCGAGACGAGUUUGCCAAGUUUGUGCAGGAGCAUGGGAACCUAGGGACAUGGCUGGAUCAGAGUGAACAGGAGCUACGUUCACUCGGUGAAGGGGAAACUGAUGCAAAGGGCCUAAAAGAUAGGAUUGAGGAGCACAAAAAGCUUGCAGAAGAUGUCAUCUGUCACAAAGCAGAUCUGCGCUUUGUGACAAUCUCUGGGCAGAAGGUUCUGGAUUCUAUCCAGGGGGCCUUGGAGAAGGUGGGCAGUACGGAUCCAGCUCUGGAGGAAACCAGACACCUAGUGAGUGGCAAGCUCCAAGAUGCCACACAGCGCUACAGUUCAUUACACAGCAAGUCCUCAGAGCUUCGCACCCGUCUCUCAGGUCUCCUGGAGCGAUACCAACACUACCAAGAUGAGGCUGGUUCUUUAAUCUCCUGGAUGAGCACUCAGGAGCAAAAUCAGAGUGUAUUUAAACCCAGCGGAGAAACAACAGACACUCAGACAUUGCAGCAUACGCUCAGUACUGUACAGCUUAUGCAGGAUGAGUUGGCAGAGCGUUCGGUACAGCUUGAGAAGGUCAAGAGGGCAGGAAAAGAGCUGGUCAGCACUCAGGAGUCCCCAACUCUCAAAAAUGCAGAUAUUAACAAUCUUACAGAUACUCUGGAGAAGCGCUUUGAAAUCCUGUCUAAUUCAGUGUCAGUGAGAGCCGAACAGCUUCAAACAGCUGUUGCCCAAUCAGUCAGCGUGCAGGAGGGGCUUAAAGCACUGCUGGCAUGGUUAGAUGGACUACCUUUAUCACCUGGCGCAGUCCAGGCCACCGCUCAAGCAGUUCAGGAUGCCCUGACACAAAAUCAGAAAAUACGUCAAGAGCUGCUUUCAAGGCAGGGUAGCGUGGAUGCGACUUUGGACUCUGUAUCCAAGCUUCUGAAGUCCGCAGAUGCAUCGACAGCCUCUGGCCUGCAGGGGGCACUACAGGACCUGAGUGAGCGCUACACAGCGGCCCAGGCCAAACAGGCUGAAAGAGAGACUGAGUUGCGAGGACUUUUGCCCAAGUUGGAGAGCUUUGAGCGCCAGGGUGCAGAUCUCCGCAGCUUUACACAGAGUCGAGAAAGGGCUCUCAGCCCAGUAGGCCAACCUGACUGCAGUGUGGAUGACUACAGACAGACAAUAGAGGAGGUGAGAUCAGAAAUUACCCAAGAGUCAAGUCAAUUAGAGUCAUUUGUCGAGCUUGGUUCAGACCUAAGCCAGUCUGGGAUCCUUUCCAAUGUACAAAGCCUUCUGGACACAACCAAAGAGGUUUCUGAGGACUUUGCACGCUUGGAAUCCAAUGUCAAUGAGAGAUUUGAUUCCAUCCAGAGCUGCGUCCAGCAACUGGCAGAGUUCCGCUCUCGCUCUGGCUCCCUCCUCAGGUGGCUGCAGACAGCACAAGAACAACUUCCUGCCAAAGAGCCCAAUCUUAGCACAGAAAGCCUGCAGAGAAGAGCACAGCAGCUUAAAGAUCUACUCACAGAAUGGGAGACCCAAGGAAGCCAAGUUCAGGAGUUGAACAAGACCAGUUCUCAACUGGAGAACUUGAUUAUUAACAUAACAUCCCCCAAGAAAAAAGCUGGUGUUUCCCAGCUCAAUGGUGCUACCAGUCCCAGCAGUGUUAAUGGCAUUCACACCUGUAAAGACUUGACUGAGAUCCAGGUGGCAGUGGCAGAUGUGAACUGCAAGUAUGAGCAGCUGGGCAGUGACCUGAGGGAAAGGAAGGGUAGGCAAGAGGCCUCUCUUGACCUGCGGCAGAAGGCCAGGCAGGGCACUGAGGCACUCAUCCAGUGGCUGAGCCCCCGUGAACAGAGCCUGGAACAAGGGCAGACCACCUCACCUUCUCGGCCAGAGGUGGUACGUGCUCAAGCCCAAGAGACUAAGGUUUUGCUUUCUGAACUUGCCGAGCAUUCUGGGAAAGUGGAGGAUCUGAAGAACAUUCUCAAGCAGCUAAUAACAGAUAAUCCAGACUCUCCUGAAGCUGAAACAUGGGAACAUCAGCUUGAAGACAUAGACUCACGUUGGACGAAGGCCAAUCAGACUGCCGCACAGAAGCAGACUGAAUUGGAGGUGUGUGCUGAUAGACUUGGUAGUUUUGCUGCAGCAGCCAGUCAGCUAGGACCAUGGCUACGAGAGAAAGAGCUGAUGAUGAGUGUAUUAGGCCCACUGAGUAUUGACCCCAACAUGCUCAACACACAGAAACAGCAAGUGCAGUUCAUGCUACGUGAGUUUGAUACGCGGCAACCCCAGUUUGAUCAGCUGACUCGGGCAGCAGAGGGAAUCCUCUCCCCGACUGGAGACGAGAGUUCUAGAGAUGGACAGGACCUAGAGGAGGUGAGGCAGGAGCUUGCAGAUAUUUCACAGCAGUGGGAAGACCUCACCUCUCGUCUCACCGGCCGCUCACAGCAGAUCGACCAGGCGCAGGGAACCAGCGAGCGCUACCUGGCCCUGCUCAGGCAGCUGUCUCAGAGCGUGGCUGAUCUAGGUGAGAGGCUGGAUGCACAGGCCUCUCUAAGUGCUCAGCCAGAAGCCCUGCGCCGUAGGCUUCAGGAGACUGGCGAGAUCCGUGCUGAGCUGGAACAGAGACGGGGUCAACUGGCCCAGGCUGAGCAGCUGUGUUUGGAGCUCAGUACAAUUGUGGCCGAACCAUAUCUCAGAGAGGAGUUACACAAGAGAUUGGAGAGUGUGAGCGGGCCCCUCAAAAACUUAGAAGAACGGGCAGCUGAUGGCUUGUCCCAGCUGCAGGCUGCCCUAUCCAGCACUCAGCAGUUCCAGCAGAUGUUUGACGAGCUUCGUGGCUGGUUGGACGGGCAGGCUGGGAAUCACACAGCUGGGGAUUCUGCAACCCUUCCUUGCCAACCUGAUGCUCUAAAGACACUUUUGGCCCAACAAGAGGAUCUCCAGCGAGCCAUAGCACAACAACGUGGAUCCUAUGAGCUCAUCCAGGCUGAGGGGACAUCUUUGCUAGCAUCCCUCCCUGCUGGAGAUGAGCGAUUAGCCCUACAGACUCGAUUAAACACCAUAAGGCAAGACUGGGAGGGCAUGAACCAACAAACCUCUAAUAAACAUAGUCGAAUAAAAGAGACACUGUCCCGUGCUGAGCUGUACCAACAACAUCGCAAUGACCUUGUACCUUGGGUUGCAGAAUGUGAGGAAAGGGAGGCAGAGAUCCACCCAUCACUGGAUCCCUCCGCUUUAGACCAGGCUUUGCAAAAGGCUAGACAGUUGAGCCUAGACUUGGAUCGUCGUCGCCGCCUCUUAGAUUCUCUGAACAAGGCAGCAGAUCAGCUGCUGGAGCAGAGCUGUACUGGUGAAGAGGAAGUGAUGGAUGAAAAAGCCCAGCUUAAUCGCAGGAUAGAAGGUCUCUCUGAGCGACUACAGGGACGCACGGCUCAGCUAGAAGAGUUGGGAAGCAGACUGAAGGAGUUUGAAGAUGGAAGACUGGUUGUGGAGAGAAGACUCGAGGCAGCCAGGCAUCAAAUCGAGGUUCAGGAGGCGCUUGGGCCGCAAGCUUGUAGCAACAAAAGCCUGGAGCGUCUUCGUAGCCAGCAAGAACUCUUAAACUCUGUACAGCCACAGGUGGUAUACCUGCAAAAUCUGGCUCAGGGGCUGCUGCAGGAUGCGCCCGAGAUCUCCAGGGCCGGCGAAGAUGGUGGCCAGAGGCUGUUGCAGCAAGCUCGUGAUACGGAAAGAGAGUUUGAAGAAGUUACUGAGAAGACAGAGCAAUGCUGCUUAUCCUUGGAGUCCCGGUUGCAAGGUGUGGGAGAAGUCCAGUCACGUGUUCGAGAUGUUUUCUCCCGCCUGGCUGAUUUGGACGACGAGUUGGACAGCCUUAGCCCUGUGGGACGGGAUACUGACUCCUUGGCCUCACAGGCUGAUGCUGUCAGGGGCUUCCUGAGUCGACUCGGUGCCCUCCGUGCCGAGCUGGAGAGUCAUGGUGGAGAAUGCACGACUAUGCUGCGUAGAGAGGGAAGCUCUCCUGAUCUUCUGGCCCUCAGGAGAGAGACUGAAGCACUAAGCAGACAGGCAGGCAAGCUGGCAGAGCGGGGCCAGAACCGCCUUUCACUCAUAGAAGCCGCAGAAGAGCGCAUGAAGGAGUUCUACACCCGUCUAGCUGACCUACAAGGGUUGCUGGGCCGGGCAGAGGAGGUGCUGAACACACAGGCCGUCGUGGGGACAGAAGUGGAGGUCAUCAAACAGCAGCUUCAGGAAUUCAAGGCCGUAGAAAGGGAGCAGAUAGACAGCAUUCAGCCUAAACUGCAACAUGUCAACGCUGUGGGUCAAGGUCUUAUCCAGAGUGCAGCCAAACACACUGACACUCAGGGCCUGGAACAUGACCUGGAGACCACCAACCUGCGCUGGAACUCCAUCAACAAGAGGGUUGCUGAAAGAAUCGCACAGCUGCAGGAGGCCCUGUUGCAUUGUGGGAAGUUCCAAGAUGCACUGGAGCCACUCUUGAGCUGGCUUAGUGACACAGAGGAGCUCAUAGCCAAUCAGAAACCUCCGUCUGCAGAGUACCGUGUGGUCAAGGCACAAAUCCAGGAGCAGAAGCUGCUGCAACGGUUACUGGAUGACCGCCUUGGGACAGUAGAAAUGAUCAGGGCAGAAGGAGAGCGAAUCGCUUCUACGGCCGAGACACAAGACAGAGACAAAAUCCAGAAACAUCUUAAGAGCCUAGAAGAGAGAUGGACAAAUCUGCUGGAAAAGGCCAGUGCCAGGCAGCAGCAGCUAGAGGAGCUGCAGGUGUUAGCGUUGCAGUUCCACGAGGCAGUGGAGCCACUUGGUGAGUGGUUGAGCGCAACAGAGAGACGUCUGAGCUCCGCUGAGCCAAUGGGAACCCAGACCUCCAAAAUCACACAGCAGAUUGUAAGGCACAAGGCUCUUCAAGAGGAGGUAUCCUCUCGGGAGAAUGGUGUAAACCAUCUUGAGACUCUCAGUCAAUCACUUCAUCUGCUCAGCUGUGUGGCUGAUCGUGAUUGGCUGGGUGAACGUGUGGCGGCAGUGCGCAAUGGGCACAAGGAGCUGCAUGAUUGGUGCAAUCGGAGAGAGGCCAUGCUGGAGCAGGCCCUGGCCAAUGCACAGCUAUUUGGAGAAGAAGAAGUGGAAGUCCUUAACUGGCUAGCUGAGGUGGCGCAGAGACUGGCUGAGGUCUCAGUGCAGAGUUAUCAGCCGGAGCUACUAGAGCAGCAACACAAACACACACUGGCUCUUAAUGAAGAGAUUAUCAGCAGGAAGAAGACAGUGGACCAAGCCAUUAAGAAUGGACAGGCUCUGCUUAAACAAACUACUGGUGAGGAGGUACUGUUGAUUCAAGAGAAGCUAGAUGGCAUCAAAAGCCGCUAUGCAGAGAUGACAGCAGGCAGCAGCAAGGCCCUCCGUACUCUUGAACAGGCCCUUCAGUUGGCCACGCGAUUUGCUAGCUCGCACAAUGACAUCAGCCAGUGGUUGGAAAUACUGGAUCAUUAACUAAACAACAUUAAUCCAUACACAACACCAACAUAAAAGAACAUACAAAAUAUUACUAGGAUGAUGCCUCAGGAGCUGAAGUGCGUGUCUGCUGAGAAGAGGUUAGUUCUGGACACAGUGAAUGAGGUGGGCAGUGCUUUACUGGAUCUGGUACCCUGGCGUGCACGGGAAGGCCUCGACCGCCUGGUCGCCGAUGCCAAUCAGCGUUACCGCCAAGCGGAUGAGACCAUCACACAGAGAGUGCAGUUAGUGCAGGCUGCCAUCCAAAGGUCACAGCAGUAUGAGGAGGCAGUUGAUGCAGAGCUGACCUGGGUUGGAGAGACAGAGAGGAAGCUGGCGUCUCUGGGACCUCUGAGUCUGGAGCCUGAUGUGACUGUGGCACAGCUCCAAGUGCAGAGAGCCUUUAACAUCGAUAUCAUCCGUCACAAAGAUACUGUGGACCAACUCCUUAAGACACGAGAGGAUAUCCUGGAGAGCUGCAGUGAACAGCAGAGAGAGGCUUUGAAGGUGAAGACAGACUCUUUAAGUGCUUGUUAUGAAGCAGUAAAUCAGAGUCAUGCUGAGCGCUUCUCAGCUCUAGAGCAGGCUCAGGUCCUGGUAGCACGGUUCUGGGAGACGUAUGAGGAACUUGAACCCUGGCUGGGCGAGACCGAGACCCUGAUCACCCAGCAACCCCCUCCCGCCAUUGACACAGAAGCGCUCAGACAACAGCAAGACCAGAUGAGGCUUUUGAGAGAGUCCAUCUCUGAGCACAAGCCUCACAUAGAUAAACUGCUAAAGAUCGGUCCGCAGCUGGCAGAACUCAGUGCCCAGGAAGGGGCAACAUUGAGACAACGUUAUAAUGAAGCAGAGAGACGUUACCUCAACAUCAAAGAGGAGGUCAAAAGUCGAGCCACAGCGCUGGAUGAAGCAGUGUCACAGUCUGUCCAGUUCCACGAUAAGAUGGACCCUCUUUUGGAGACUCUGGAAGGUGCAGUUCAACGCUUGCGGCAGCCACCUCCAGUGGCGGCUGAGGUAGAGAAGAUCCGGGAGCAACUUGCGGAGCACCGGGCUACAGGACUAGAGCUGGACAAACUCCUUCCAUCUUUCAGCGCCCUGUGUGCCCGAGGAGAAGAGCUCAUCGGUCGCGCCCCACACGACGAUCCUGCCGCUCAGGCGGUGCAUUCGCGACUCUUACGACUGCGUUCUCUGUGGGAUGAGAUCAGGCAGAGGGCAGAGGAAAGAGAAGGAAAGCUUCAGGAUGUUCUAGAUCUCUCCGGAAAGUUCUGGGCCGACAUGGCCGCUCUGCUGAGCACACUUCGUGACUCUCAGGAUAUUGUGAAAGAUCUGGAGGACCCAGGGGUGGAUCCUUCACUUAUAAAACAACAAAUAGAGGCAGCCGAGGCCAUUAAGCAAGAGACAGAUGGGCUGAGGGAAGAACUGGAGAUCGUACGAACUCUUGGAGCUGACCUCAUCUUUGCCUGCGGAGAGAUUGAGAAACCAGAGGUCAAGAAAACCAUCGAUGAGAUGAAUGCCGCCUGGGAAGGCUUGAACCGCACGUGGAGAGAAAGAAUGGAGAGGCUGGAAGAGGCCAUGACUGCCUCUGUGCAGUACCAGGAUGCUCUUCAGGGCAUGUUUGACUACUUGGACAAUGCUGUCAUCAAAUUGUGUGACAUGCCAGCUGUAGGGACAGACCUCAGCACUGUUAAACAACAGAUCGAGGAGCUCAAGCAAUAUAAAGUGGAAGUUUACCAGCAGCAGAUUGACAUGGAGAAGCUUUGCCACCAAGGAGAGCUGCUGCUCAAAAAAGUGAGCGACCAAACAGACCGAGACAUGAUUCAGGAGCCUCUCACUGAGCUACGCCACCUGUGGGAUAACCUGGUGGACAAAAUCACAAUCAGACAGCACAAACUGGAGGGUGCAUUGUUGGCUCUAGGCCAGUUCCAGCAUGCUCUCUCUGAGCUGCAGUCUUGGCUCAGUCACACUUACGCCACACUGGACACCCAGCGACCCAUCAGCUCUGACCCCAAGGCCAUCGAAAUUGAGCUGGCUAAGCAUCAUGUUUUAAGAAACGACGUGCUGUCCCAUCGGGCUACAGUGGAGACGGUGAACAGCGCAGGCUCUGAGCUUCUGGAGUCCAGUCCUGGAGAUGAAAUCAACCACCUGAGAGACCAGCUGGAUGAGCUCAACCGCAGCUGGAAGAACCUUCUCCUGAAGACUGAUGAGAGGCAGAAGCUUUUGGAAGCUGCCCUGCAACAGGCGGAGGGUUUCCAUGGAGAGUUGGAGGAGUUUCUGCUGUGGCUCAGACGCACAGAGAGUCAGCUGUCCGCUGCCAAACCCACAGGUGGCCUGCCUGAGACCGCCAGAGAGCAGCUGCAGCAACACAUGGAGCUCGAGGCUCAAUUGACCCAGAGGAGUGAGCAGUACCAUCGACUGCUGGAUCAGGGAGAGUCCAUUCUGCUGGCCAGAGGAGGGGACGAUGCUGGACCUGGUACCACCCAGACCCAGCAAAACCUGGCCUUGCUACAGAACAAGUGGGCCAGUUUCAAUACCAAAAUGGAUGACAGAAGGGAUAAACUGGAGGAAGCUGUCUCGUUGGCGACAGGAUUCCAGACCUCCCUGCAGGACACCAUAAACUGGCUGACACAGGCAGAGCAGACUCUCAACAUGGCUCAGCCACCCAGCCUCAUUCUCGACACCGUCCUAUUCCAGAUAGAUGAACACAAGGUGUUUGUGAAUGAGGUGAACACUCACAGAGAGCAGGUUCUGGCUCUGGAGAAAGCUGGCUCUCAGCUGCGCUUUGCCAGUCUCAAACAGGAUGUGGUUCUCAUCAAGAACCUGCUGCUCAGUGUACAGGCCCGCUGGGACAAACUGGUGCAGAGAUCACUAGACCGAGGACGCCACCUGGAUGAGGCCCGCAAGAGAGCCAAACAGUUUCAUGAGGCCUGGAGGAAACUGACAGACUGGUUAGAGGAAGCAGAGAGCAGGCUGGACUCUGAGCUGGAAAUCUCUAAUGAGCCUGACAAGAUUAAAAUCCAGCUGGCCAAACAUAAGGAUUUCCAGAAGUCUCUUGGCUCCAAGCAGCCAGUGUAUGACACCACAGUGCGCUCUGGGAAGGCCAUGAGAGACAAGGCCACACUGCCAGCAGACACGCAAAAACUGGACAACUUGUUGGGCGAGGUCCGUGACAAAUGGGACACAGUUUGUGGAAAGAGUGUGGAGAGACAACACAAGUUGGAGGAAGCCCUCUUGUUCUCAGGUCAGUUUGCUGAGGCUCUCCAGGCACUAGUUGACUGGCUGUAUCGUGUGGAACCUCAGCUUGCAGAGGACCAGCCUGUCCAUGGAGAUCUGGAUCUUGUUUCCAACCUAAUGGACUCCCAUAAGGUGUUCCAGAAAGAGCUGGGAAAAAGGACCAGUAGUGUACAGGCUCUGAAGCGGUCUGCCCGAGAGCUGAUGGAGACGGGCCGGGACGACACCGCCUGGGUCAAAGUUCAACUGCAGGAGCUUAGCAACCGCUGGGAAACAGUCUGUGCCCUGUCUGUUUCAAAACAGACUCGCCUCCAGCAGGCCCUCAAACAGGCAGAGGAGUUCCGCACAGCUGUUCAGAUGUUGCUGGAGUGGCUUUCGGAGGCGGAGCAAACAUUGCGUUUCCGGGGCGUCCUGCCAGAGGAGGUAGAGACUCUGCAGGCGCUACUUCACACACACCGGGAUUUCAUGCAGACGGUGGAGGAGAAGAGAGUGGAUGUCAAUAAAGCUGCUGGCAUGGGUGAAGCCAUCCUAGCUGUGUGCCACCCAGACUGCAUCACAACCAUCAAACACUGGAUCACCAUCAUCAGAGCUCGCUUUGAAGAGGUGCUGACAUGGGCCAAACAGCACGAGCAGCGCUUGGAGACGGCCCUGACCGAAUUGCUCAACAAUGCUACACUACUGGAGGAGCUGUUGUCAUGGCUACAGUGGGCGGAGACCACACUGGUGCAGCGUGAUACUGAACCACUCCCCCAGGACAUUACUCAACUGAAGACACUAAUUACAGAGCAUCAGGUGUUUAUGGAAGAAAUGACGCGAAAACAGCCUGAUGUUGACAAAGUGACAAAGACAUACAAGAGGAAACCAGCAGAACAUCCCAGCAGCCUGUCAGACAGGAGAGGGGCCCGAAAACACCAGCAGCAGCAGCAACAACAGCACUCCGUACAGGUAACCGGUGGUAACCCUCGCCUCACCCAGCUCUGCUCCCACUGGCAACAAGUGUGGCUGCUCGCCCUCGAUCGCCAGCGCAAGCUGAAUGAUGCUCUCGACAGACUAGAGGAGCUUAAAGAGUUUGCCAACUUUGACUUUGAUGUGUGGAGGAAGAAAUACAUGCGCUGGAUGAACCACAAGAAGUCUCGAGUCAUGGACUUCUUCCGACGAAUCGACAAGGACCAGGAUGGAAAGAUCACUCGCCAAGAGUUUAUUGACGGCAUCUUGGCAUCAAAGUUCCCUACCAGCAGGCUGGAGAUGACUGCUGUUGCUGAUAUCUUUGACCGUGAUUGUGAUGGUUACAUCGACUACUACGAAUUUGUGGCUGCUUUGCACCCUAACAAAGAUGCUUACAGACCAACAACAGAUGCUGAUAAGAUCGAGGAUGAGGUCACCAGACAAGUGGCCCAGUGCAAGUGUGCCAAGAGGUUUCAGGUGGAGCAGAUUGGAGAGAACAAGUACAGGUUCUUCCUUGGGAAUCAGUUCGGAGACUCACAGCAGCUGCGUCUUGUUCGAAUCCUGCGCAGUACCGUCAUGGUUCGAGUUGGAGGAGGGUGGAUGGCGCUGGAUGAAUUCCUGGUGAAGAACGAUCCUUGUCGAGCUCGUGGACGUACCAACCUGGAGCUUCGAGAAAAGUUCAUUCUUCCAGAGGGUCUGACGGCCUUCCGGUCCCGGGGGCGGCGAUCCAAACCUUCGUCACGCACUGCUUCGCCCACCCGUUCAUCUUCAUCUGCAUCGCACAGUGCCCACAGCUGCGCCUCUCUACCCUCCGCGCCCGCAACGCCCACAGCCUCCUCAAGGUCCUCCCAAUCCCAAUCUCGUGGCUAUGCCAAGCCCUGGCUGGCACACAGUAAAACUCCAACACCAACCAAGUGCCAGUCCUGCCCAGAGCACAGCCAGACCCCUGGGCAUGAGGGAGGCUCCACAUCUAAGCUGAAAAGACCGACUUUCCAUUCAAGCCGUGGCUCCUUAACUGGUGAGAACGGUGGAACACCAACCGCUGCUAAACCUGGACGCUCCGACACCAAACGCACUCCGUCCUCGACGAGCGGCCCAGCCAGUCGAGCGGGGAGUCGUGCUGGAAGCCGCACCAGCAGCCGAAGGGGCAGCGACGCUUCAGACACGUCUGAGCUCAUGGAGACACGCUCUGCUUGCUCCGACACCUCAGACACCCCUCGCCGGCCUGGGGCCAAACCCUCCAAAAUACCCACCAUUUCCAAGAAGGCCCCCAGCCCUAAAACACCAGCGGCCAAGAAAUGAAGUCGCCACCUCAUCAGUCUAUGUGACUGACUCUGAACCAGCAGGAGGAGAACACCAACACCUUCCUCUCUCAGACGGCCAUCGUGCCGCUCAGACGAGACAGGACCAGACUUAACAUCUCUAACACACUGCUACACCACCCAGAUCAAUACCUACCAUAAUGCUGCCUUAUUUGUGUUCUAAAUCAUGUCCUUAAUUUGACUGGCAUUUCGUUUUAUUGAAUGUGCGAUGGAGAGCAUCCUGUUUGAGCAGACAUAUCUACACAGACACUCAGGAGGGACGUCACUUCUGCACCAGAGGUUGUCACUAUUCUUCACUAUGAAUAUGUAACCCUGUCAAAACCUCAUGCAUGGUUAUCACUUUGGACAUGUUUGGUUGGACAAACUCGCCCUUUUCACUGGUAUGCAGACCAGUCUCGCCUGGGUGUCUGUGCCACCGCAAACAAGAGGAAACUGAGACGUUUUCCUCCUGGACACCUGGGACUUUUUGGACUCAUGUAUGUUUGUGUGUAUGAAUGUGUGGUAGUUCCUGUCAUGGUAAAUUAACACAGUAAUACGGAGAGGAAGUGGAGGAGGAUACAUAUCUCUAGCCUUCCCACGGCGUGAACAUUCUUGUGACGAGAAGUCUAGAUCCUUCACGUCACACUUGAUCCUUUUAAAGGAACUCCUAUAGCGCACAGCACACGAGUUUCACGCGCUCGCACUGACGGUCUUCUCCUCUGUGUGUCCUCGCAGUCUAGUUGUCCUUUUGUUAAAGACAUCAUGUUACAGAGCUUUUCCACAGUAUGCAAAAAUGAUAACAAUUGUGAAUGUUUGUUUCAUGGUUAAUUUAUAAUCCUGACAUUUUGUUUCUUUUCUAGAAUAAAGAGCUGUAUUUAUUUGUGAUUGCAGAAGAGUUAUCAUAUCAACUCUUAAGAAUGACUAGUAUUAACACAACAAGAAUCGCUCUUGGUUUUGUUUUUGUACAUCCGCUCCUGACGUAAUGAAUUUCUCUGGCUGAUCAUUUCAGAUGUUAUAACUGACCAGGAAGCUCAAUGAUUCCAAUGGUGGCCUUUUGCCAGUGACUACACACUUUAGAGGACGUCAAAAGUGGCUUCCUUUUUGUUCUUUCGUGACGGAAGCACCCUAAAUAAUAAAUGAUGGGGGUGGCGUGUGUAGCCCCUGUUAAAAACAGCGCUUUGAAUCUUGUCUUUGACAAGCUUAAGUAUAUGAAUACCUGAAGAAAGGUGAUUUUUAUUUAUUUAUUGUGUCAUUGGGAGGGAGGUGAGGGCCGUGAAAGGAUCCACCUUUUGAUUGUGUUACUCUUUUGACAUGACUGAGAGAAACAGCGGUGCAAUUGUGUAAAAGUAAAGAAGUUAUGAUUAUAAAUCCUUUUUGUUCUCUUUUGUAUUAAAACAAUGCUUGCAGUAAAA
Messenger RNA from Cyprinus carpio (common carp), 25845 nucleotides. Its product is annotated as microtubule-actin cross-linking factor 1-like. NCBI's taxonomy places the organism in Eukaryota, Metazoa, Chordata, Actinopteri, Cypriniformes, Cyprinidae. The record is from RefSeq and is a predicted model, not a curated record. Gene Ontology annotation, cellular component: keratin filament; cytoskeleton; cytoplasm. Gene Ontology annotation, molecular function: microtubule binding; keratin filament binding; calcium ion binding. Gene Ontology annotation, biological process: intermediate filament bundle assembly; wound healing. The transcript is spliced from 99 exons.